CCGGCCCAAGAUGGCGGCGCCCGAGGGCGGCGUGUGACCCCAGCCGAGCUGCGAGGCGACCUCAGCGCUUCGCGAAGCCGGAGCGGGUUCGGGGGAGGCCGAACUAGGAAAGACACCCCCCCCACCCACCCCCUCCGUCUGACCGGCUAGCAAAACAAAAGAAGCGCCUAUAAAACGCUUGGGAAAAAGUGGAGAUCCAAUGCACUGAUAAGAAGCAUUACUGAAGCAUUACAAUUCCAUUAUGUAUGUUCUCUUUUAAUCCCCUUUAUCCCCUCAACGCUCCAGAGAUUAAAAUGGCAGGGAAAGAAUUUCUGGACCACCCUAUGGAGAAAAAAAUCAAUAAUCUGAGAAGAAUCCCAGAAGACAGCUGGCAGAAGAGGUUUGAAAGGCUGCCUCAGCAAGAUCAAAAUUUCUUCCAAAAUGGAAGCGUCGCUCUUGCCCUCAAUUCAAGUCUCAUUGCCUUAAUAUCUAAUAACUUAUUUCGGAAGAUUCUGCAUGUCACACAGGCUCGUUAUUCAGCGGUUGUUGCCAUGUCCAUAGUGCCACUCACCACAACUGCAGCUGCUUAUGAGGCUGUAGUAAAUCACUCUUUGAGGACAGGUAAAUUAAAUUGUGAAAUCUGUGCUAUGGUGAGAGGUGGUUUAGUAGGAGCUGUCAUGGGCUUUUUCUACCCCGUCAUUCUAGCGCUGCCUCUGAAUGCAUUGCUGGCUACAAGGUACUAUACUGCUCCCUUGCCAAACAAAGACAAUGCAGUGCGAUUCUGGAUCUUGCUUAGUAAACCGAUUUUCAAAAAGAUGAGAUUUGCUGCUCUCAUCCAAGUUUCUUUUGGCGCGUACCUUGCCUCAAGACACUACGACAUAUAUCUCAAAGCGAUCCGCAUGCCUGAACCUGGAAGGGAUCCCGAGGAAAUCAGAGAAUAAACCUUUAAAAGGG
This is a messenger RNA of Pantherophis guttatus, 933 nucleotides long. Its product is annotated as transmembrane protein 126A. Gene Ontology annotation, cellular component: mitochondrion. Lineage: Eukaryota; Metazoa; Chordata; Lepidosauria; Squamata; Colubridae. The record is from RefSeq and is a predicted model, not a curated record. Gene Ontology annotation, biological process: mitochondrial respiratory chain complex I assembly.